AAGGGAGAGAAAGGCAGGGAGGGAAGGAGAAAAACUUAAUCGGCAAACGUAAAGGAAAGCCCCUCCUGUCCUGGAAAGAGAAUAGCACAAUACCGAUCCCAGGUCAGAAGAAAAGAAGCUUGUGGGGAGGGGUUUGUAUGCAAGGCAAGACCUGGGGAAGCUUAGGCUCCCUGUAGAUAACUUCCAUGCCCUCAGUGAUUUUUUCCCAUAGGGACUGAGGUGGCAUAGAGUGGAUGAACCCCCAGACCUGCAGGACCAGGUGUUGCUCAAAGUAUCCCUACUCCAGCAGAGCUGCCCAGAGGAGACUCUGCCUCUCCUCCUCACUUGAGGCUGGGAGCAGAAGAGCUCAUCUCACUAAAAAGAAAAGCUGCUGCUGGUCCAGAGACCCUUCUUUAGCCCUGAUCUAGUCAUUGCUUUCCAUGGGGGGACGUCCUCUGGAGCCCUGCAGUCCCUCCCAGUCCUGCUAAGUUCCCAGGAAAUACUGGUGAAAAGCUGAGCCCCAGGCAAGCAACGUGGGAUCCACAGAACGACAGCCUUCUACAGCAUAGCUGCCUCUGGUUAAAAUUACCGACUUCAUCAGGCAACACCCAGACCCAGGGCUGCUCCUCGGAGGAGAGAGAGGUCCAAGCAAUGAUGAAAACCAUGUCCAGUGGAAACUGCACCCUGAAUGUGCCAGCCAAGAAUUCCUAUCGCAUGGUGGUGCUGGGAGCCUCCAGGGUGGGGAAGAGCUCCAUAGUCUCACGCUUUCUCAAUGGCCGGUUUGAGGACCAGUACACUCCCACCAUUGAGGAUUUUCACCGCAAGGUCUACAAUAUCCGGGGAGAUAUGUAUCAGCUGGACAUCCUGGACACCUCAGGAAAUCACCCUUUCCCAGCUAUGAGGAGGCUUUCUAUCCUAACAGGUGAUGUUUUCAUCCUGGUAUUCAGCUUGGAUAACAGAGAAUCCUUUGAUGAGGUCAAGAGACUCCAGAAGCAGAUCCUCGAGGUCAAAUCCUGCCUGAAGAACAAGACCAAGGAAUCAGCUGACCUCCCCAUGGUGAUCUGUGGCAACAAAAAUGACCACAGUGAAAUCCACCGCAAAGUGCGCUCAGACGAAGGUGAGAACCUUGUGUCCAGUGAUGAAAACUGUGCUUACUUUGAAGUUUCAGCUAAGAAGAACACCAACGUGGAUGAGAUGUUCUAUGUUCUCUUCAGCAUGGCCAAGUUACCUCAUGAGAUGAGCCCUGCUCUCCACAGGAAAAUCUCCAUCCAGUAUGGGGACACUUUCCAGCAGAAAUCCUUCCGGAUGCGGCGAGUGAAGGACAUGGAUGCCUAUGGCAUGAUCUCUCCCUUUGCUCGCCGGCCAAGUGUCAACAGUGACCUGAAGUACAUCAAAUCGAAAGUUCUCAGGGAAGGUCAGUCAAGGGAGAGGGAGAAAUGCACAAUCCAGUGAAGAGGGCUUGUGCUUCUGCCUGAAGUCAUCAUCCACAUGAAGUGCCUUAAAGGAAAAUGGUCUAUGGAAUCACAGAACGGGCUCACUGGGUUCAUCGAGGAAACCCUGCACAGCAAAAGGGUAACUUUUCCUGCGGAUUCUGCUGAGUCAAUGAAUGUAAAUAACAUCAAUCUCAUAAGCAACAAGGAAAAAUUAUACGCCUGAGUGUGCAUUUCUCUGUAAUGUUGUCCAUCUUCAUUCCCCUUUGUGUCUAAAGAAAACUGACUUGAGAAGUAAAGAAAAAUCAACCUCAUCCUUAUAAAGAGAGUAGGUCAAAAAUGCACAGAAGGCAUCGGCAGUUACCCAAUGUGCGGGACUUGCUAAGAGAGGAGGUUAUGUCUUUGUAUGUGUGUGUGUAUGUGCAUGCGAGAAGCACUCCUUUAAAAACAAUGGGACUUUCAUUUCAAAGAACAGCAGUCUUACCAAGGGAGUGGACUCUGCAUACGGACACAAGGCUCUAAGUCACUUCUGAGGGGGCCUGCAAGAAGGUCAUGAUUUUAUGCUUGCUGGGUCAAUUAUUGACAUGAAUGUUGUUUUGUAUUAUAGAUUUUAUUUGGGGUUUGCUUUUUGUAUCAUGUGGGUUCUUAGCCAAAUCAGGUGGCAGAUGUGCUUGAUAUCAAAACAGUGUCUACUUUUAGAAGUGAAAGAUGUUUUCCAUCUGUAAAACUACGUAAUACUUACAUUGAUUGAAAAUGAAAUUGUUCUGCAAAAGGCCAAUACAUUUGACUGCUUUGCAAACCUAGUGUAAUAGUUUCUCAAAUCAGCCACACCAACUCUAAACUCCACAGUACAAAUGCCAUCCUUUGCCUUGUUGGACACCGGACCAACGGUUCCUUCCCUCUGCCUGUAUCAGCUGAGACUGACCACGUGUUGGCUUAGACCACUUCAUGGCAGGACUAGGUUUUCCUCCAACAGUAGAAACUGACUGAUUGUAGACUCUUGAUCUGGGACCAACUCCAUCAGAUUUCUUUUGUUAAUAUGUCUCUAGUCAUUUUGUUCAUGAAUUUUCCUCUUGUCUGAUAAAGGUUACCUUGACGAAACCUUUGUGCUACAGAAGACCUCUAGAAGUGAAGUUUCAUGCUGGCUGUCCAAAUGGGGCUGAACUGGCUGGCUAGAUAAAUCUGCAGCCAUCAUUCACAUCUUCCCUUCCUCAAAUCCAUCCAGGCUUUUUCAUCUUUAGCUCUCACUCUCCUGUUUCUGGUUUUGCUGUUUGAUCUGCUUUUCUUUGCCAUCAAAGCCACAUACAUUCUCUUAGAUGUAAGCUUGCCACUCUCACUAACUGAAACAAGAGGCGUGCAUGCAUAACUGUGGACAGAGUGUGGCCCCCAAAAUGUACACAACAGCAGAGUAUAUAUGGUUUACAUACCUCAGAAUGGCCUUUGGGUACCUUGUGUCUCUCCCUCACCUCCAAACUCUUGUUCUUGGCUGUAUUUGCUUUGCUGUGUCCUGGUCAGAGCUGUAAGCUAGUUCAUUCUGUAAUUUGACAGAAAUCUAGGAAUUAUGGUUGACCGUGAAAAUUAGCUGCUGGGACUCAAAAUCCUAUAUUCAUUUAUCAGUUCCACCCUUCAUUGGUACUGUAUAUUGACUGGUAAAAUACACUGUUCUAUUAACCCCAUUUCCAGAGCAGCAACUUUCCAACCAUUUCUCCCUCUCAUCUAUAAAUAUGUAUGCCACUUAUGAUUAAACCUGUUUUAUUUAUUA
This is a messenger RNA of Tympanuchus pallidicinctus (lesser prairie-chicken), 3171 nucleotides long. RefSeq names its product RASD family member 2 (gene RASD2). Lineage: Eukaryota; Metazoa; Chordata; Aves; Galliformes; Phasianidae. The coding region runs from base 631 to 1431 and encodes 266 amino acids. The record is from RefSeq and is a predicted model, not a curated record. The transcript is spliced from 4 exons. Gene Ontology annotation, molecular function: GTP binding; GTPase activity.